Messenger RNA from Alternaria atra, 1599 nucleotides. RefSeq lists its product as uncharacterized. NCBI's taxonomy places the organism in Eukaryota, Fungi, Ascomycota, Dothideomycetes, Pleosporales, Pleosporaceae. The record is from RefSeq and is a predicted model, not a curated record. Bases 1 to 1599 code for a protein of 532 amino acids. The transcript has 3 exons.
AUGCCACCUAAAUCUUCAAAGUUGUCGAAACUUGCUGAGAGACUGCAACCUCAGGAUGGGUUUAGUCAAGCCGGGUUCAUUGAGGUACCUGAUGCUGAGGCUGAGGAAGAAAGAACAACCGACAUACGGAAACGCCUGAUCAUUUGCUGUGAUGGAACUUGGUUUGCUUCGGAUAAAGGUGCUAAGAACCUGCCGUCGAAUGUCGCAAGAAUCGGGCGCUUGAUUGCAAAUGAAGGCGAAGCUAUCGUUAUUGAAAAUGACAAGACGGUGCUCAAAAAGGUUCCCCAGAUUGUUUACUACCAGAGUGGAGUUGGCACAGGCAACCUGACUUUUGUAGACAAGCGGGUCCAAGGGGCCCUCGGACAAGGGCUGGACGAGAAUGUCUGCACGGCAUACAAUUUCCUCUGCAACAAUUACGCGAAUGGAGACGAGAUCUUCCUCUUUGGCUUUUCGAGAGGCGCUUACACGGCUCGCGCGUUAUCUGGCCUAAUCGUUUCCGCUGGCAUCCUUCCCCCAGGCUCCAUGUCGAAAUUCUACAGUAUGUACGAGGCAUACAAGGGGAAAACGAAGGGUCAAGCUUUCCAAGAGUCUGAUUGGUGGAAGAAGAAUGCGGGAGAACUGCGCAUCACUCACAAACAUGUCAGCAUCCAGUUUGUUGGUGUAUGGGACACGGUUGGUGCUUUGGGCCUCCCGGACAACUUAAUUUCCAAGGUCUACGAUUUCAACAAGAAUCUAAAGUUUCAUGACACGGAGUUGAGUGAUAAAAUACGCAAAGCCGCUCAUGCGUUAGCGCUGGACGAAUAUCGCGGUACUUUUGGUCCAACCAUGUGGUACGACAGAAAGCCACCCACUGGCAACCGUCGUACAAAUCUGAUCCAAUGCUGGUUUCCAGGGUACCAUGCACACAUUGGCGGUGGAACAACGGACAGUUUGGACGAUGAGUCAUCGAUUGAUGACCUUACCCUGGCGUGGAUGAUUGACCAAAUUGGAGACAGUCUGACGUUCAGUCAAGAGGAAAUGGACGUAUUUGUCGCACAACAAACCCAUCCCGACAAUCACCGGUGGGGAGAAGGCACUCUGACUGAUAGUGCAUCUUAUGCUUACCUGGCGCCGGGUGCAGGCGGGUGGGCUACGAGGACUCCGGGCGAGUACAAGCUGGAAAUCCCAGAGUCUGAACGAGGUGAUUACUACUUGCCAACAAAGCACUAUGAGACAAACGAGUUUAUCCAUCCAUCUGUGCGCUACAGGAUGGGCAAAAUGAAGGUUCAACCACAAAGCCUAGGCAACACCAAAGGAUGGCUGGGUGGUAAGAAUCCAAUCACAAAGUAUAGCCCAGCAGCUCUAGAAGGAUUCAAUGUCGUCAAAUCCGAGGACGGGUCUUGGCCUACGCGCUGGAUCAAGGCGUCACGCAACAAGGGCGAUCCGGAUAUCGAAAUUCCCGAAUAUCAACUCCCAUCUAAGUGGGAGAAAACCUCCGAAGGGUUGGAACGCCGACUCUUGCCCCCGGAAGUGAUGGACGAACUCGAUGAAGAGAACAGUCGGCAGCCUGUCCGGGAAAAUACUGGCUUCAACCCAGAGUAUGGGCAUAGCAUGCGUUGA